Molecule: messenger RNA, 3039 nt
Organism: Prunus armeniaca (apricot)
Lineage: Eukaryota; Viridiplantae; Streptophyta; Magnoliopsida; Rosales; Rosaceae
Source: the annotation of a GenBank genome assembly
AUGGCUGAUACCAGAAAAUACCUCCCCACUCAGCAACUAGACCUUCCCCAGAUAUUGCAAGAAGCCAAGGAUCGUUGGCUCCGGCCAGCUGAAAUUUGUGAAAUACUUCGCAACUUUCAGAAUUUUGAGUUAACUGCAGAUCCGCCCGUCAGGCCUCCAGCUGGUUCUUUGUUCCUGUUUGAUCGAAAAGCACUCCGGUAUUUUCGUAAAGAUGGUCACCGCUGGAGGAAGAAAAAGGAUGGAAAGACUGUCAAAGAAGCCCAUGAAAAGUUGAAGGCUGGCAGUGUAGACGUUCUUCAUUGUUACUAUGCCCAUGGGGAGGACAAUUCAAAUUUUCAACGGCGGAGUUAUUGGAUGCUUGACAUGCAUUUACAGCACAUUGUUCUUGUCCAUUACAGAAAUGUGGGAGAGGCGUACCAGUCUGGUGUCCCUUGUUUGCUGGCAGAUCCAGGGUCACAGGUUGCAAGCCCUCAAAGUGUUUCAGCACCUUUCUCUGCACAGGCAAACUCACCUGCCCCUACAGGUCAAACAUCUUUUGCUUCAAGUCCAAACAGAGUUGACUGGAAUGGAAAAACAUUGUCUACAGAGUUUGAGGAUGUGGAUUCUGGGGGAGAUGCAGGAACUUCAUCUGUUGCCCAAACUAUGUUUGGUUCCGUUUUGCAUAAUGCUUCUCUUCGUUCACAAGUUGGAGGAUUUCCUGAGUCAUUCAGGGAUCCCCUUAGUUCGUGGUAUGCUGGACCUAAAUUCGCUCAUGGUGCUGGUUCAUCUAUCUGGAAUGGAAUGGAUAGCUCAACAAGAACUGAGCACAGCAUGCAUGACCAAAACCUUUUUGUUGAAGCACCUAACAGAGCUGACUUCAUAACUCAUAAGCUAACAGAUGCUAGAUUAGAUGUUGAUUGUAGAGUCAACAAUGUAACUUGUGAAGAUAAGUUGACCACUGAAAUAGAUGUCCAGGUUGCCACAGCAUCUUCUCAGAGAGAAGCGCAGGUGUCAAAGGAGCAUGACUUUAAUGUAUUUCACCCUCAGGUUCAAGAUUAUUCUGAUCCUCAAGUGGUUGUCAAUUCUUCCAACCAAGUUGAAGAGAACUCUAGAGAUGGUGGCAUGCGCAAUGCCGAAUCAGUAGAGCUUAAGAAACUUGACAGCUUUGGGAGAUGGAUGGAUAAAGAAAUUGGUGUGGAUUGUGAUGAUUCCUUGAUGGCUUCUGACUCUGGCAAUUACUGGAGUCCACUUGAUGCAGAGAAUGGUGAUAAGGAAGUAUCCAGUUUAUCACAUCAUAUGCAUCUGGAUAUAGAAUCACUUGGCCCCUCUCUUUCCCAAGAACAACUAUUUUCUAUUCAUGAUUUUUCGCCAGAUUGGGCUUAUUCAGAAACUGAAACAAAGGUUUUAAUAGUUGGUAGUUUUCUGGGAAGCAAGAAGCAUACCACUGAGACUAAGUGGGGAUGCAUGUUUGGUGAAAUAGAAGUUUCUGCUGAAGUUCUGUCUAAUAAUGUCAUUCGAUGUCAAACUCCAUUACAUGCUCCUGGGUGUGUUCCAUUCUAUGUGACCUGCAGAAAUAGGUUAGCCUGCAGUGAGGUGAGGGAGUUUGAAUAUCGAGAGAAACCCAUUGGAAACACUUCAAAAGAUGAUGAAUUGCGCUUUCAGAUACGUCUAGCAAAACUCUUGAGCUUGGGCUCAGAGAGAAAGUGGUUGGAAUGUACUGCUCUAGAUUGUGAUCAAUGUAAGCUCAAAAGUUCCAUAUUUUCAAUGAGAAACAACAGAGAAAGUGAUUGGGAAAGAAUUGAUGGGGCUUCUGUGGCGUGCAAAAGUGAUCACUUGACCCAUAGAGAUGUCUUGAUUCAGAAUUUGUUAAAGGAUAGACUUUGUGAAUGGCUAGUCUGUAAAGUUCAUGAAGGAGGCAAAGGACCACAUGUUCUGGAUAAUGAAGGCCAAGGUGUUCUACAUUUGACUGCUGCUCUUGGUUAUGAGUGGGCCAUGGGUCCAAUAAUUGCUUCUGGCAUUAGUCCCAAUUUCAGAGAUGCUCGCGGAAGAACAGGGCUUCACUGGGCAUCAUAUUUUGGAAGAGAGGAAACUGUCAUCGCGUUACUUAGAUUGGGUGCCGCGCCAGGUGCAGUCGAGGACCCAACGUCAGCAUUUCCUGGUGGACAAACUGCUGCUGAUCUAGCCUCGAGCAGAGGGCAUAAAGGGAUUGCUGGAUAUUUGGCCGAAGCAGAUUUAACCAGUCACCUAGAGACGUUGACCAUGAAUGAGAACAUAGUGAACAAUGUUUCUGCAACGAUUGCAGCUGAGAAGGCCAUUGAGACUGCUGAAGUUAUUGCAACUGAUGUGGUAGUAGAUGAGCAAUACUCUCUCAAAAGCUCUAUGGCAGCUGUUAGGAAAUCAGCUCAUGCGGCUGCUCUAAUUCAAGAAGCUUUCCGGACUCGUUCAUUCCGUCAGAGACAGUUAACUAAGAGCGGAACUGAUGUUUCUGAAGUUCAGUCUCAUGACCUAAUUGCACGUCGUUCCUUGAAGAGAGUCCAAAAGUUUGCUCACUACGAAGAUUAUCUCCAUGUUGCAGCAGCUCUGAAGAUCCAACAAAACUAUCGUGGAUGGAAGGGAAGAAAAGAUUAUUUGAAGAUACGUGACCGUAUUGUUAAAAUUCAGGCUCAUGUAAGGGGACAUCAGGUUCGGAAGAAUUACAAAAAAGUUGUGUGGUCUGUUGGUAUAUUGGAAAAAGUAAUACUGCGUUGGAGGCGAAAAGGAGCUGGUUUGCGAGGAUUUCGGGUGGAAAAAGCUAUUGAAGAUGUAUCCUCGGAGGUCAAGAAAAACGAUGACUAUGAAUUUCUUAGUGUCGGGCGGAAGCAGAAAUAUGCUGGAGUUGAGAAAGCUCUUUCAAGGGUAAGGUCCAUGGCUCGUCAGCCUGAAGCGCGUGAACAAUAUAUGAGGCUACUUUCAAAGUUUGAAAAGCUUAAGAUGGCUGAUGGGGAGAGCUCCAACCAAAUUGAAAGUUCCGACGAAAGAGUGUUAGAUGAGGUUCUGCUUGCACUCACCGAAGGUCAAUGA